CUUUUUCACAAUGGCUCACAUCAAUGACUUACCGGCGGAGAUCAUCCUUCUAAUCUUUGAAGAAUUUGAUACAUCGCGAUUACUCCAACUCGAAAAAGUUUGCCAAAAGUGGGAAAAUGUGUUGCGCAGUAAAACUUCACCUUGGCAAACAGGAAUCGAACUCGAUUGUCGAACAAAAAGUUCCGAAGAGAAACAAAAAUUACAAGCGAUUCUAGCAAGGAGUAGGGGAGAGAUACAUGCGUGGAAAAUCACAAUAUCUGAUUCAACAGUAGGGUUCUACCGAGAUACUUUUGAUCGAAUUCCGACUUCAAAAGUUCAAUCAUUACACAUUAAGCUCUUAUACGAUAGGGAUCUUAUAGAGCUCGCAGAUUACAACGGUAUAGAGCUCACAGAUAACUUCCGCAUCGACUAUGUUGACCCAACUUGCUACAGACUCGACAGACUCCAAGAAAAGAUAGAAGCAAUCCAAUUGCAAAGGGAAAGAGAUUACGAUAUAUUGGUGCAUGCUGUUAAACAAUGUUCAGAUUUAACGUCACUGAAUUUUUGCAUAGACAAUAUGAUUUCAUUAUUGCUUGGAUCGGAUCUCAAAUCUCAUCCGCUGGCGCGAUGUAAGUUGAAAUCUCUCUCGCUAGAAGGUAUCGACCUCGACUCACUUUGCAACGAUGGUAGCAUCUUCAACAUGGUCUCACAAGCACAACAUAUUGAUAUCCUUGGUUAUGACAUCCUUGGCUCAGAUAUGAACGUGGUACGCAUAGUCAACGCAGCGAAAGACACGCUCGAAACCUGCUCAUUGGAAUUACCAGGAAUACUAGAUCCGGAUGAUAGCUCCCGCUCGAUCAAUCUCCCACGGUUGCAAAAAUUACGAAUAUCUAGCCAUGAUCCAUUGAACGGUUCCAUGCAAUAUUCUAGCACAUGCCCAAAUUUACGCUAUCUUCGAUUGAGUGGAUGCUUACCCUCUGCUCUAUGUGCAGAUCUACUCACCGAUAGCGUGAGUGUACUCCACUUGGAACUCCACUUAGAACUCAUUAAAGAGCUUUGUCAAUCGUUGCGGAAUAAUUUACGGAGAUGUUCAAACCUUUCAACUAUUCGAUUGACGGAGGUGAAAAUAGGUCUGAAGGAUGUUUUGGACGAGUUGACCACAUUACCAAUUGAAGAAUUUGUCGUUGAUGGAACAUGCGAUUCGUGCGAGGUAUUCCCUCAAUUUUUCCGAGAAAGGUCCAAGAAACUGGGAACAAAACGGAUGAAGCUGCUGUUGUUUUAUCACUACGAUGAACCAAAUUUGAAAGUACUUGAGCAACUUUCACAGUAUUGCGAAGUCGUUCAAGCAUUCAACAAAAAUCGAGAAGAUUCAACGUAUUCCGAAGAAGAUGCUCAACUUUUGCGGUAUGGCAGAAAACUUGGAUUGUAGGAUGUUACUCAAAUGUCUCGUACGGCUCUUUCUUUUUAGUUCAUAUGUAUAUUCCAUUGGUAGAGUAAAUUCAUGUAAAUUUGAUGACAGAAAGAUCAAUACUAUUAAAAAACCCACCUCUCUUGAU
This is a messenger RNA of Meira miltonrushii, 1535 nucleotides long. RefSeq lists its product as uncharacterized. NCBI's taxonomy places the organism in Eukaryota, Fungi, Basidiomycota, Exobasidiomycetes, Exobasidiales, Brachybasidiaceae. Gene Ontology annotation, molecular function: protein binding. The record is from RefSeq and is a predicted model, not a curated record. Bases 11 to 1408 code for a protein of 465 amino acids. The transcript has a single exon.